Messenger RNA from Punica granatum (pomegranate), 2327 nucleotides. Lineage: Eukaryota; Viridiplantae; Streptophyta; Magnoliopsida; Myrtales; Lythraceae. The record is from RefSeq and is a predicted model, not a curated record.
GCAGUCUCCUUUUUUGUCACGCUAUGGAGUGUUUGGAGCUGAAUUUGAACAAAGAAGUCGGAGAUGCUGGCGAAGGAGGAGGAGGCGGUGUUGGAGGUGGUGGUGGUGGUGGUGGUGGUGGUGGUGGGAGCAAUCCCAACCCUAAGGGAGGAAGUGAUGGUUUUAUUGAUCGGAGCAAAGUGAGGAUUUUGUUGUGCGAUAACAACCCGAAGAGCUCGGAAGAGGUCCUUCCGCUUCUUUUGAAAUGCUCUUAUCAGGUGACUUCUGUAAGAUCAGCAAGGCAGGUAAUAGAUGCCCUGAAUGCUGAGGGACCAGACAUUGAUAUUAUCCUAGCUGAAGUCGACAUUCCUAUGUCCAAAGGCAUGAAGAUGUUGAAGUACAUCACACGUGAUAAAGAGUUACGACGCAUUCCUGUGAUUAUGAUGUCGGCCCAGGAUGAGGUCUCAAUUGUUGUCAAGUGCUUGAGGCUAGGAGCAGCAGACUAUCUUGUGAAGCCAUUGCGCACUAAUGAACUACUGAACUUAUGGACCCACAUGUGGAGGAGGCGGCGCAUGCUUGGAUUGGCGGAGAAAAACAUUUCGAACUAUGAAAUUGAUCUGGUGGCGUCAGACCCUAGUGAUGCAAAUACAACUAGCACGACACUUUUCUCAGAUGACACUGAUGAUAGGUCCAGGAGGACCACCAACCCUGAUGUGUUACCCACACAUCAAGAAGAAGAGCCUGUUGUUACUGCUCCUCAGACAGCUACUGUGACUGCUUCUGAGCCACCAACUCAUAAUGUUCGAGAUUGCCUUCCUGAUGUACCUGGCAUCAGUGAUCGCCGGACAGGUGAGCACUCUUUGCUUAUGGGAAACGGUGAAGAUAGAGAUGUCUUAGCUCUGCUAAAUUACGAAGGACAAUUAUCUUCUGGUCCUAAGAAGAGCGAGCUGAAGGUUGGGGAGUCAUCAGCAUUCUUCACAUACGUAAAAUCAAGCAUUGUCAGGAACAAUUCACUCCCUGCUCCCCAUGCCAAUGGCAACGCUGCCCAGACUUUGAGGCCCGAAGAGAGAGUCCCUGCAGAGGCUGAGCAGGUUGCUUAUGAUCCACGAGUACAUGAAAAUGGAGAAGCAUGGGAGAAAUCCUCCCAAGGGGAUGACUUCCCAAGCAGCAGCAGCAUUCCUGAUUCUCUCUCUUUGGAAAGAUCUUGCACCCCACCCGUAUCAACUGAUUACUUGCAGCAGCAGAGGAACUAUGUUGGGGAAAAGUUACCUUCUCAUAUGGUCGUUCCCCCAAGGAAUGACCCACAUCACGAAGUGUCAGGAUUGGGCCUACAGGGCACUUAUCCUUAUUAUGUGCCGGGGGUUGUUAACCAAGUUAUGAUACCCUCGUCUUCUGCACAAAUGUAUCAAAAGAACCUCCACGACUUACAAAAUCAUCACGCUGCCCCUUAUCCUCUCCCGCAUUGCUCUCCUCACAUGACAGGAUUGCCUUCUUUCCCUUAUUACCCAGUAAGCAUUUGCUUACAACCUGGGCAGGUCUCUUCGCCCCCCUCGUGGCCUUCAUUUGGGAACGCUCCAGUUUCAGAGACAAAAAUGAGCAAUGUUGACAGAAGAGAAGCUGCCCUGAUCAAGUUUCGGCAGAAAAGGAAGGAGCGAUGUUUCGACAAGAAGAUCCGGUAUGUAAACAGAAAACGGCUUGCUGAGAGGCGGCCUCGUGUGAGGGGACAGUUUGUGAGGAAGGUCAACGGUGUGAAUGUGGACCUUAAUGGUCAACCUGCUAUGGCCGAUGAUGAUGAGGAUGAACUUGAGGAUGAGGAGGACGUUGAUCCACCAGAUUCCUCCCUGAGAACGGAGUUUCAGAAUAUUGACAUGAUUUACUUCUCUCCUCUCCAAGAAUUAUUAUUUCAGAGUCUGAAUCCCAAGAUGCUGAUUAAUCAAGGUGGGGCAUUUUUUCCGUCAACUUCAUCCGGUGGGUCUGGUUCAGUUCAAUUCAGUUCGUCAGCCUUGAUCUAUGGGCCAUUGCGCAUUACAACUUGACUUACAAACUGUGCCCCUGUGUGGAGUCAGAACUAUCUCCCAAGUUUAUCGACUCUUGCAGAAACUGGAUGCAGUGCUUUGGUUGGAGCUUUGCAUCAUUUCAAGUGACUGUUGAAUACUUCGUCUAAGGACAAGAAAUUGGUAUGGCUUGCUUGAAAUUCUACUGCUACAUGGACAAUCUGCAGGCUUUUGCAAAUUCCGUUCACCCUCUAGCUAUUGUCAUUUGUGUAAGUUCCGGAUUAGAGUUAUUAUGAUGUUAUCAAAGUCCCCCAGUUAAGUUUAAUCGAGCAUCGCCUUUCCUGUUUACUUCAA